AUGCCCGGAAAACAAGUGUAUCAGUGUAGUGGUACCACUCAAAAGGGAGAGCGUUGUAAACGAACUGUCAAGGUUGAUCAUGGAUUUUGUUCGUAUCAUAUAUCUCAAGCCAGCACAUUAUCAAAACACGAUAACCAUAAAAUACAACAAGCGUUGGAACCAAGCGGCAGGAAGACGGUGAAGGAAACUAGGCCACCAAAAAGAGCGGGUGAAUCCAACUUCACCCGUGACCUGUUCACCAUCCCUGGUCAAUUCGAAACCCCAAGAUCAAACAGACACAAGCACAUAAAGACCAGAACGCCUACGGCACCCAAAGGGCAUACACCUCAACCAAACCGUCCACAAACCAUUAAUUAUGACACUUUUGCUGAUAGUAAGACCUACUUUGAUAAAGCCGUAGGUGAGGGUUACAUCUAUAUCUACACGAUGCAAAAUUUCCUUGACCCACCAAAAGGCUGGACUUUCAAAGUUAAAAAUAUCCCAAACACAUCGCCCAGAAAGAAAGACAAGUGGAUCAAAUUCAAAAGUCGAAGGUCACCUUAUAUAUUGGUCAAGAUUGGCAUGACUACUCAAUCACCAAACGUUCGUAUCAAACAAUGGGAAAACAAAUGCAAACAUAAACUUGUUAAUCUUGGUCCACAAAAUAAACAUCUUGUUGAACCUCAUUUACAUUGGUGGCAAAAAUUCUUGUGUGUGAGCAAAUAUGAUGAUGAUGAUGAUAAGUGGAUGAAAUUGACGCAAUUUAAAAAGGAUGGAUUCUAUUGUAAAGAGAAUGUGGGUGUUGUUGAAACUACGAUCCAUCAACUAUUAAGAAAGAAAUAUGGUAGGGGUGAUGUGUAUUGCAGUGGGUGUAUUGCCGAUGAAGCAUUGAUAAAGAACAAGGAAAAAGACAAAGUGCCGUUACAAAAUAAUUACAAUGUACAUGUCGAAUGGUUUUUGAUUCCAAAAGAAGAUCUACAAUACGUAUACAUGAAAAUUGAUCACAUAUGUAGAGAUGCCUUCAGUGGGAGAGUAAUGAAAAAUUUAAACUUUUAA
This is a messenger RNA of Lodderomyces parapsilosis, 1035 nucleotides long. RefSeq lists its product as uncharacterized. The transcript has a single exon. The record is from RefSeq and is a predicted model, not a curated record. NCBI's taxonomy places the organism in Eukaryota, Fungi, Ascomycota, Pichiomycetes, Serinales, Debaryomycetaceae. The coding region runs from base 1 to 1035 and encodes 344 amino acids.